AUGGACAACGACUUCCAACUCUUCACUUCCCUCCGCUAUGACCCAGCCCUGCUGCAAGUUUCGGUCCGCAAGCUCAGCUACGGUGGCUGGAACUCGGUGAACUCGUCUCCUCUUUACAUGCUUGACUAUCACCGAGACCGCAUGCUACGGGCAGCCACCCAUUGGGGUUGGAAUGCGGCAGUUGAUGUCCUCCAAGGGGAUUCCGGUCUGAAACGAUUAGUAGAACUUGUCGAAAGCAGCAUCCGAGAAGAUCAACAGUCUCCAUUGAGAGUGAGGAUAGCGAUCACGAAGGACGGCGAGCUUUCCAUAACCAGUGGUCCGGUCCCAGAAACAACUCUCGCCAACCUCUUUCCCGAAAACCUUCCGCCGCCAGAAAGGGCAGGCCACGACGGUGAGGGUCGGGAUAUACCAUCCAAGUCUCCAGGCUACGAGAUCUUGGUCGAUACACCAAUAACAACUCGUUCCGAGCACACUCACUUCAAGACAACCAAGCGGGCGGCCUAUGAUGGGGCACGGCAAAGGGCACAGAUCAGUCUCUUCGACUUGAAAGAGGUCCUCAUAGUCAAUGAAACCAAUGGUGCUGUCAUGGAAGGCUCCACCACAACCCCCUACUUUUGGAGAGAUGGUAGGUGGGUAACGCCAGCCGUGAGUAAAGAAUAUAACCUGGAGGAUGGAAGUGGUGGCCAAAGCGGUACAUCGAGGAGAUGGGCUCUCGAGAGGUUUGUUAAUAUUAUCUUUUCGGGCCGCUUGGAAAGGCCAUUCCCCAGGAUGGACGACGCGCUCUUCCAAACUCAUGCCGAUUUACGGAAGAGGCUGGCUCUCCACAAAAUCAAGGCCAUCCCAAACAGCAACUAUAAACGCCAUGGCACCAAAUCCUACGUCUCGGUGCUUAAUAGAUUUGGCUUCCAACCCACACAACCUGGGCCUUACUACCAAAAGUUCAUCAAGUCCGACGAUAUCCCGCCCAAAGCAGCGCCAGGAGUCAGGCCGGGCCGCAUAUGGGCCGGCCUCUUCAAGAAAGUCGAGGGCAAAAAAGAGGGGGGAGAAGUCACUGCCGAGGACCAGCAGAACGAUGCCGAAUACCUCUGCGAGGUGACAAUCGGCACAGGCGUUGGUUCUGAUAUACAAAAGGUCAUGCUGGAUUUCGAUACCGGCUCUGCUGACCUUUGGGUUAGCCACAAGAAGUUUGAUCACACCAAGUCGUCCUCGUUUCAGCUAGCGAAAGACAAGACCUGGAAGAUCCAGUAUGGCGAUGGAAGUUCGGCGUCGGGCACCGUCGGUACCGAUGUUCUUGUGCUCGGCGGCAUCAUCAUCAAGAAGCAGGCCAUCGAGAUUGCAAACGAGAUGUCGGCGCAGUUUAGCGAGGGAACCAUGGAUGGUCUUCUUGGCCUUGCAUUUAGCAAGAUCAAUACGGUCCAGUCCGGCGGCAAGCCAGAUCCCCAGCUCACCCCCGUUGAUAACAUGAUUGCUCAGGAAGAUAUUCCCAAGGAGGCCGAGCUGUUUACGUCAGCCAUCUACAGUAACCGAGACGAGGACCGGCGGUCUUUUUACACCUUCGGCUGGAUCGAUGAAGAUCUUGUUAAGGCGUCGGGCGAGGAGAUUGCCUGGACCAAUAUUGACAAGUCAGAGGGCUUCUGGAUGUUCUCUAGCGAGCACGCGAGCGUCAACGGCGAGCGGAUUACGAUCGAAGGUAACAAGGCAAUAGCUGACACGGGCACCACGCUCGCUCUGGUUACAGACAAGGUCUGCGCUGCCCUCUACUCCAAGAUCCCCGGUGCCGAGUACAACGCGGAGUACCAGGGCUGGACGAUCCCUCAAAGCAUCCCGGUCGAUGAACUCCCCGACUUCAGUGUCGCCGUCGGCGGCAAGGAAUUUGUCAUUCAGAAAGAGGACCUGAUAUUUGUCCCAGCCGAUAAAAAAUUCUUCUACGGUGGUGUGCAGUCCCGGGGCGAGAACCCCUUUGACAUUCUAGGAAACACCUUCCUAAAGUCGAUCUACGCGAUUUGGGACCAGGGCAACAGCCGAUUCGGUGCUGUCCGCAAGAUCGAGCCAUUCCAGCACCCAAUCAAGUACAACUUGCAACCUUUGUCGUCUGACGAGCGUACGAAGCUGGGGAUCAAGAAGGGCUACGGGGACAUCAAUACGAUACCUUUCACAGAGAGUGCCUGA
Molecule: messenger RNA, 2169 nt
Organism: Chaetomium globosum CBS 148.51
Lineage: Eukaryota; Fungi; Ascomycota; Sordariomycetes; Sordariales; Chaetomiaceae
Exons: 4
Coding region: 1-2169 (722 amino acids)
Biological process (GO): proteolysis
Molecular function (GO): aspartic-type endopeptidase activity
Source: RefSeq, a predicted model, not a curated record